Molecule: messenger RNA, 1728 nt
Organism: Hibiscus syriacus
Lineage: Eukaryota; Viridiplantae; Streptophyta; Magnoliopsida; Malvales; Malvaceae
Product: U-box domain-containing protein 30-like
Exons: 1
Coding region: 1-1341 (446 amino acids)
Biological process (GO): protein ubiquitination; proton transmembrane transport
Cellular component (GO): vacuolar proton-transporting V-type ATPase, V1 domain
Molecular function (GO): proton-transporting ATPase activity, rotational mechanism; ubiquitin protein ligase activity
Source: RefSeq, a predicted model, not a curated record
AUGCCGAUGCAUCAACCAUCUAAUCGAAGAAAAGCCGACAUAAAGUUCGACAGCCAAGUUCUAGAUCUAGAAAUGACAAUGAAAGAUGGCAUUUUGGGCGGCGGUUGUGGGGUAAUAUCCACCGGUUUUGCGUCAGAGAAAUUGGAUCUGGAGAUAAUGAUUGAAGAGCUUGAGUCCAUAGAUGUGCCAACGGUUUUCAUAUGUCCAAUUUCUUUGGAUCCAAUGCAAAAUCCGGUCACUCUUUGCACUGGCCAAACCUAUGAGAGAUCCAACAUUCUUAAAUGGUUCUCCUUAGGCCGUUACACUUGUCCCACCACGAUGCAAGAGCUUUGGGAUGAUUCCCUGACUCCAAACAAGACGCUUCAGCAGCUAAUUUUUAGUUGGUUUUUUCAGACGUAUUUGUCGAUAAAGAAGAGGUCAGAGGACGUGGAAGGAAGGGUAAAAGAGAUUUUGGAGAAUUUGAAGAAAGUUAAGGGCCAAGCUAGAGUUCGAGCUCUUAAGGAGCUUAGGCAAGUGGUUCAAGUUCAUGGGACCGCUAAGAAGACUGUUGUGGAAAAUGGUGGCGUUAGUUUGAUUUCGUCUUUGCUCGGUCCUUUUACAACUCAUGUUGUUGGGUCGGAGGUUAUUGGAGUUAUUGUGAACUUGAAUCUUGAUUCCAAUUCCAAGUCUGAUUUGUUGCAGCCUGCUAAAACGUCUUUAAUGGUGGAUAUUUUAAAUGAAGGGUCGAUUGAGACCAAGAUCAACUGCACGAGGUUGAUUAGGAUGUUGACGGAAGGGAACGAUGUUGCAUCAGAAAGUGUUGCAAGUUUGAGUCUUUUAGUUGGGUUGCUGAGAUUAGUGAAAGAUAAGAAGCACCAAAAUGGGGUAUUGGCUGGAUUGAGUUUUCUCAAAGUAAUUUGUUCUCAUGAAUCGGUUAGGAACUCUUUUGUCAACGUUGGCGCAGUUCCUCAAUUAGUUGAGCUGAUGCCUGGUUUAAAUAAUGUGUGUUUGGAAUUAGUCCUUUAUAUAUUGGAGCUUUUGUCGAACAUUCCUCAAGGAAGAUUGGCUUUGAAAGAUUGCCUAAAUACCAUACCAAAUGCGGUGAAAUUAUUGAUGAAAGCUUCGGAAAAUUGUACGCGGCUUGCAUUGUCAAUACUGUGGGCCAUUUGCAAGUUUGCUCCCGAGGAAUGUGCUUCACUUGCUCUGGAUGCAGGCCUUGCUGCCAAGCUACUUCUAAUUAUACAGAGUGGUUGCAAUCCUGUUUUGAAGCAACGGUCAGCCGAGUUGUUGAAAUUGUGUAGCUUAAAUUACACGGCUACCAUCUUUAUUUCCAAGUGUAACCUCACGAGAACAAUUCAAUGAAGGACAAUUGCAGCUUGUUUGUUAUUCUAGUACGAGUAUCCAUGCAAGGAAUGGGGCUGACGAGGUUCCCGUUUCCAAGAGAUCCCAAGGGAGAGGGGUUUCUAAGGUGCCCUUUGCUCUUUCUCACCUGUACACUAAAGAAUUUCCAUCAUAUUAUUGUUUCACAUCGAUCGCCAGCAUAAUGUGGAAUAGAGAAUUGAAGUCGGUUUCUUUGUCAAUCCACUUUCUGUAUGCUCAAGUUUCAACCCAAUAAUUCCCAGCAAGGCUGUAAUUCAAUCUGGUUGUCUCAUUGGUUCUUUGCUGUUUCAAUCCACUAGAGGAAAUGUAAUUCCAUUCUCUUAUAAUGAGCCGAGUGGGGUUGGGAAAUGAUGACACAGAGGGAAAUGA